AUGGGAUGCUUUCACCUUAGCAACAUAGUUGCUCUCAUCGGUGUCCUUUUAGUUGGCCCAACAGUAACAUUAGCUGCAGCUCUUGCCGCUGCACCUCAACCAAAGAGCAACGGGAUUUGUUACAAAUAUGUUGUCCAGGCUGGCGAAACUUGCCCCAUGAUUGCUCAAGCACACUCUAUCACCACAGCUGAUAUCGAAACCUACAACGCUCGAAGCUAUGCAUGGUAUGGAUGCAAACACAUAUUGCAGGGCAGUUUCAUCUGUCUCAGUACCGGAGAGCCCAUGAUGCCAGUUGCACUUCCACAUGCUGUCUGUGGCCCUCAGGUGCCUGGAACCAUGCGCCCCAACAACUGGUCUGAACUAGGGUCUAUGAACCCGUGCUCGGGCAAUCAAUGCUGCUCUUCGAUGGGCCUCUGUGGAACCACUCCAGACUUUUGCAAUUCUGCAGCUCAAGCCAACCCAGCAUCGCCUGCAUCACAAAAGGCUCCCACAGCUCCUACAACCAAAGCCGCUCCAAACCCCGUGGCUAGUAGUGCGACCUCAUCCACUAAAAAGGCCCCAUCGACUAGUGCAACCAAGGCUGCUCCCACUACCUCAAGCACCACGAGCAUUAAGACCACUUCCACCACCAAAACCACGUUGACAACGAAGUCAACCAAAACAUCCCAAGUAACAACAAGCACUAGCACUAGCACCGGCAAAGUAGCGAAAACUCCAUGGUCAAUUACAAUGUACAGCAAGAAGGACUGCGAGGGCGACUACUACGUACUCCAAGGACACAAUUUGGGCUACUCGAAUACCUGCCUGAACCUGCAUGGAGGCCUAAGCAGUAAAUACACAGAAACAGGUGUUUCCUGCAAAUGGUUUACAAACGGCGGCUCGAAUUACGCUAACUGUGAUGCCGGCACCCUCGAGGCACCCGAGUCCUGGGUAGUGCAGGUUGGUCUCUGCACUGUAUACAAUGCUAAAAAUUGCGAUCCUAGUGAUGGGCAUGCUAAUGCCUAUAUGCACGAGAACAAAAAGCCUUGUCGGAAUCGGGGUAAAUUCGAUACGCCCAAGUUUCUUUCUAUGACUUGUUAUACUGAAAAUGAAGACUGA
This is a messenger RNA of Penicillium paradoxum, 1098 nucleotides long. RefSeq lists its product as uncharacterized. The record is from RefSeq and is a predicted model, not a curated record. The coding region runs from base 1 to 1098 and encodes 365 amino acids. The transcript has 2 exons. NCBI's taxonomy places the organism in Eukaryota, Fungi, Ascomycota, Eurotiomycetes, Eurotiales, Aspergillaceae. Gene Ontology annotation, molecular function: chitin binding.